AUGGCACCAUCUUCAGUUGAGAUCGAUGAGUAUGAUCGACAUCCGAGCCACCUUCGGUCGCGUUCAGGAAGCUAUGUCGAUCACAUAGAAGAGAAGACGAGAUGGGACCGGAGAAGCCGCGAAAGAGAGAUGAAACGUUACCAUGACAGCCGCUAUGGUACAGCCUCAUUUUCAAGGUCUUCCAAUCAACCUACGCCUGACCGACUCGGCGUUCCUGUAUUCGAAACAACAGGAAGGACGCGAUCGAGUUCAGAUGCGAGCAGAAGACCUAGAGAACCAGAACGAAGGUACAACACACAGGAGGUGCGCCCGAGCACUGUCCCAGUCGACAGGUACGAUCUGACCAGCGAGCCAAUCUUACCCAGUCAGUCAACUGUCGUGUAUGAGCGAAAGAUGCAGCACCAGAAAAAGCCAAGCAUCAAGGUGGAAAUCCACCAAGAUAAUCCUCCCUUGUCCGUGAGCGGCACCUUUGCGCCAAAGAGGAGCCCAAGCGCUAGUCCAAGAUCACGUACUGCACAACCUCAGCUUCAGUACCAAUAUGCAACAAUUCAAAACAAGCUCUACCAAAUCAGCAGUACAUGCGCGCCAUACAUCGACGUUGAAGCAGCAGAGCCUCAAGACCUCACUUUUGAAAAGAUAGUUGAACAGACUAAAGCCUUUUCUUUCGAUUUGCGGGUGUGGGCUCAUCUUGCGAACAUUGAGGGUAUGGCCAGGGUCGAUUCACGUAAAAGGGAGGUCGUGGAUGCUGCAUCGCGAAGCCUGGACCGCCUGCUGGAUCAGAUAACGACCUUGAACGACGCUUGUUUCAGGGCCAAGCCGCGGGAUCUAAAGUUUAAAGUGCUCCCUGAAGUCGAAGAUGACAGCUUGUUCGAAGAUGGAGAUGACGACAGUCUACACAGCAUCGAGCUGCAAAUCCAAAACCUCAAGCGCUUGAGUCGGACGCUGCAAGAGGCCACACCAGAUGCGAAGAGCGAGGUUAUGGCGAUCGCGGGGCUCGUAGCGGAGACAGUAAAGUACUUUGGAUCGCAGGAAGCAUUGAGUCGCUGA
Messenger RNA from Alternaria postmessia, 1047 nucleotides. RefSeq lists its product as uncharacterized. Bases 1 to 1047 code for a protein of 348 amino acids. Lineage: Eukaryota; Fungi; Ascomycota; Dothideomycetes; Pleosporales; Pleosporaceae. The transcript has 2 exons. The record is from RefSeq and is a predicted model, not a curated record.